AUGGCUACUCUCACCAGCUCCCUCUCCACAACGGUGGCCACAACCGCGUUUUCCGCGAGUGCCGCGUCAUCCAGGGCUCUUGCCAGCUCAGCCGCUAUUUCGGGAACUCCCGUCCUGCGCUCCGCUGCUUCCGUCAGCAAGCGUGCACCGGCCGGCAAGACUAACGGUUCCGUCAGGUGCUCCGCGAAGCCGUCGGCUUGCAACGAUGAGAGCAACCGAGCCUUCGCUAUGAGAACUUUCCGCGAGAAGAAGGCUUUCAAGGCCAUCGCAGGACUCAACAACUUCAAUGCCGACUCUGUUGCCGCUGUCGUCUCCGCUGCCGAGAAGGGAGGGGCCACCGUCGUCGACAUUGCCUGCGAUGCCGAUCUCGUUCGCCUCGCCCGCUCCCUCACCUCUCUCCCUAUCUGCGUGUCGGCAGUGGAGCCCGAGAAGUUCGUCGAGGCAGUUGCUGCUGGCGCGCACAUGAUCGAGAUUGGCAACUUUGAUUCGUUCUAUCCUGACGGCCGGGAGUUCACUGCAGAGGAGGUGCUUGACUUGACUCGUCGCACUCGCCAGCUGCUCCCUGCCAUCGCUCUCUCCGUCACCGUUCCCCACACUCUGCCUCUGCCCGAACAGGUCGCUCUGGCAGAGGCUCUGCAAGAGUGUGGUGCUGACGUCAUCCAGACUGAGGGCGGAACCAGCUCAGCAGCUUCCUCUGCGGGCGUUCAAGGGCUGGUGGAGAAGGCCACCCCCACAAUUGCAGCCACCUACUCCAUUGCCCGUGCCGUCACCAUCCCUGUCAUGUGUGCCUCUGGCCUCAGCGCUGUCACUGUUCCUCUCGCCUUCGCUGCUGGCGCCUCCGGAGUGGGUGUUGGGUCUGCCAUCAACCGCCUGAAUGAGCCGAUUGCGAUGGUGGCAGCGGUGCGUGAAAUUGCGGAUGCGGUGAACAGCCAAGUCACUGAGAAGAAGGCAGCUACCAGUGGUGCUAACAAUUGA
This is a messenger RNA of Closterium sp. Naga37s-1, 975 nucleotides long. The record is from the annotation of a GenBank genome assembly. NCBI's taxonomy places the organism in Eukaryota, Viridiplantae, Streptophyta, Zygnematophyceae, Desmidiales, Closteriaceae.